Molecule: messenger RNA, 2236 nt
Organism: Vespa crabro (European hornet)
Lineage: Eukaryota; Metazoa; Arthropoda; Insecta; Hymenoptera; Vespidae
Product: PI-PLC X domain-containing protein 1-like
Exons: 7
Coding region: 898-2199 (433 amino acids)
Biological process (GO): lipid metabolic process
Molecular function (GO): phosphoric diester hydrolase activity
Source: RefSeq, a predicted model, not a curated record
UAUAUAUGUAAAUAUAUGUGUGUGUGUGUGUGUAUGUAUUUGUAUAUACAUAUACAUAUGAAUAAAAUAAACAAAAUAAUAUACACCGACAUUUACACAAGGAAAAAUACACGAACACGCGAAUGUACAUACCUAACAUUGCACUAAUUUAGUAUUGCCGCUGAGUAUUACAACUAGUCACAUAAGCCAAAAGUUUGUUACUCUCAUAAAAGUUUUCUUUUUUUCCAGUUUUAUAAAUAAAGAAGGUUUAAAAGCCCAUACAAAUGAUGUAUAUCGCACGAUUUCAUAUUUUCGUGAUUGCUAUCAAUCUUAUCCCUUGUUAAACGUUUGAAUCGAAUGCAUCGUCGAUCUUUCAAAGAGAUUCAAUGCAUGAAAAAGAAAAAAGAAAAAAAGGAAAGAAUGAAUUCUGACUUUUCAUUUAUAUACGUAAAGUUCGAAGUCGAAGUAAUCGCACAAUCAUCGUACGUUUAGUGUUGCAUGCAACUGCCAUAAGUCUUGCGAUAAGCGAACGAGAGUCGUGCGCGUUGUGCUGUUGUGCGUUUAGAAAGUUGCUCCAAAGUUAUUUCUUUUUAUCGUUAAGGAAAUCUAUUUUAUUUCGAUACUCUUUCCGAUCGACGUAAAAAAAAGAAAAAAAAAGAAAAAAAAGAAAAAAAAGAAGAGCAAAAAAUAGGGUUUAACAUUAUUUUCUUUUGUGACUUCGUUAACGAAACGUUCAAAAUGUCGAUCUUCAUCUCCUUUUUUCCUUUCUCUUUCGACACGAUCGCUUAAUGACGUCAGUUUAUAUACCACAUUGACUACAAAAGAGGAUCGUGCUAAGAAUUCUAUAAAGAUUUCAUUGAUAUUGAAUUGAUACGCAAGAAGACAUCGAGAACGAUCGUAUAGAACAAGUUUAGAUCGAUGGAAGAGGAUCGAGGAAUAAUGUGUACAAAAGUGAUCGUCUUAAUUCUCAUAUCCCUUUUAAUGAUUUUCGAAGUAAGGACGAAGGAGACGUGUAGCUUGGACAACGAAGAUGAUUUCCAACGGUCUCACGUGGGGUUGAUCAUCUCACCAAUGAUGUCGGAAUCAAUGAUUCGUGAACUCGAAAUUUAUUGGAAUCAUCCAAAGUAUCGAUCGGAUAGCGACAGGAUUGCACUUUACACGGGUGAUCCAGCGAAUGGAUCCGAACCGAUUCUCAUUUUGGAACCAAAAUCUUCGAGUGGUAUAAAGAGUACAGGAAUUCAGGCCGAAUAUCUGCCUACUACGAAUUUGACCUAUCACAGGGAGUGUCUCAAGUAUCACGUUGCUUGGCUGAGGAAUGGUGACCUGAGAAAAGUGAAUUGUCUCGAAACGCGUCCCAAUUGGAUGGCCGAGAGAAAAGAAAUUCUAGGUCCUCUUAAGAUGAAUAAAAUAUUUUUACCAGGCACACACGAUUCAGCGUCCUAUGCGAUCCACGAACGGGCUGAUCGAGAGAAGAUUAUUGAGAAAUACGUUAUAACGCAGGACAUAGACGUACUCGCGCAAUUGAUAUACGGAGUACGAUAUUUGGACAUUCGAGUUGGACAUUAUCCUCUCACGAAUGAAAUCUGGUGGGCUAAUCAUGGAAUCGUACAGUUGAUACCAUUACGAGUCAUCAUCGAGCAAGUGAAAGAAUUUCUCGAUAAUACCGAGGAGAUCGUGAUCUUUGACGUUCAAGAAUUUCCAGUUGGAUUUCAUAAAAACUUGUCCAUACAUCAGCAGUUCGUUAAAUAUUUGGAGAAACAAUUUGUGGAUUACUAUUUACCUUACAAAACCGGUUGGUUCACAACAUUGAAUACGAUUUGGUCCUCGGAAAGAAGACUGAUUAUCGGUUACGAUGAGAAACAAAUUCUCAGCUUUUCCGAAAGCCUUUGGCCUUGCGUUACCCAUCAAUGGGGUAACGUUCAAACUAUCGAUGAUCUAUAUAGAUAUCUUAAUCGUAUCGAAACGUCGAGUCUCUGGGAUUACAAAACAACGCCAAGAUCAGCGAUGGCGGAAUUGACGCCUAAUAUGUGGUACGUGAUUUCAAACAGAUUUCAAACAAGUCUUCGUCAAAUGGCCGAUAAAGUUAAUGCCAAUGUCACGAAUUGGUAUGCAACAAAAUGGCAAUAUACAGCCAACAUCGUCGCGGUUGACUUUGUAAGAGGUUCUGGCAUCGUUGAGACUUCCAUCGAGUGGAAUGAUCGACGAAACUCAAACUGUUAAAAACAGUAUAAAAAUAUAUUUCAGCUUGAAUCCAUUA